Molecule: messenger RNA, 2328 nt
Organism: Cyclospora cayetanensis
Lineage: Eukaryota; Apicomplexa; Conoidasida; Eucoccidiorida; Eimeriidae
Product: leucine-zipper-like transcriptional regulator 1
Exons: 5
Coding region: 1-2328 (775 amino acids)
Cellular component (GO): Golgi apparatus
Molecular function (GO): protein binding
Source: RefSeq, a predicted model, not a curated record
AUGACAGUAUCCGAUGAAGAAGUGUCUGAUGGCUGCAGCUGGGGCGAAGGGCAUGCAGGCAGCGGGAGCAGCAGCAGAGCGUCUGGAACGGCGGAUAGGGGGGACCCUCUGGGAGGCCUUGCGGCAGCAGAACCAACAGGAGUGCCAUCAGCUCCAGCAGCCGACACAGCCGCUGAAACUGAACUGCCUUCGCGCUCUCCGCGUGGUGGAGGCUAUCAAGAGCGGCAUGAGGAUGCUCACAGCGCCUCACGUGAAGGUACCAACCUGCGCCAUUCCCAACAGUGGCCUUUGCAUGCAGCAGCCGAGCAGCAGCAAGAACUUGAGCCGUCACCCAUGCCUCUGUCGAAGUCUGUGCAACAACUCGAGCAGCGGGGGGACGGCGGAGAAGGCUUGCCCUCUUUGGUUGCGCCUUUCGUGCGUGUAUUCAGCAGCACAGGCGGCAACACCACCACGACGAACACUGCCACAACGAACACCAACAGCAGCAGCACGGGCACGAAUGGAAGCGGUUCAUGGCAACAUGCCUUAGCGGAGUCGUUUUUUCGCGGCAGCGGUCCAACGGAGGGGUCUAGGGGGGAGUCUGAGAGGAGCUCUCGCAUAGUGGGAUCUUCGUGCGGGAAAAGCGGAGAAGCUUCUUCGCGGAGGGAGCUCCAGCAUCAGCCUGCGCUUGCUCGGCACUUGUCCCUUCAAGACAGCGGCGAUGAAGUGGUAGGUGGUGGGCCCCCAAGUACAUGCGGCUGCGAGCCACCAGGCCCUAGAGCGGCGCACAGUUGCGACAGCGUGGACGAUUGUGUUUUUCUGUUUGGGGGAUGGAACGGCAACAGCCCCAUGAGCGACUUGUACGUCUUGGAAGUCUUGCGAGAGGGUGACGGCGAAGGAGAAAGCAAAGAGGGCCACCAUCGGUAUCAGUGGCACUUGGUGCCUCCGAACAAACACACUCCAGCGGCUAGAAACAAUCACACGAGUGCAGUUGCGGGCACUGAAGUGUAUAUCCAUGGGGGGCACGACGGCUCGCAGUGGCUUGCAGACUUUCAUAUUCUGGAUGCAGCUGCAGUCAUCAACAGCGGCUUCAAGGUUGCUCGUUGGAAGGCGCCUCAAGUCUCAGGUCAGAAGCCUUCGGCUAGAGCUUGCCACACGCUUUCGCGGGUUCGACAGAAGCUGUUUCUCUUUGGGGGCUAUGAUGGUCACCGCUGUUUCAACGACAUUGAGAUCCUUGAUCUGGAAACUCUCGCGUGGAUUCAGCCCAAAGUCUCCGGAGAGAAGCCGCUGCCUCGAAAUGCGCAUUCCAUGGCUGUCGUGGAGAGUCGGCUCUUCUUGUUUGGUGGACACAGUGGCAGCAAGCAUCUGACGGAUCUCCACAUCUUUGACACUCCCUCCCUUACAUGGUUUAAGCCACAACUAAGCGGCUCGGUGCCUCCAGGCUUGCGAGGCCAUUCUGCAACGCUCGUUGGCUCUAAAAUGUUUUUAUUUGGCGGAUUCGAUGGGCGCCGUCGCACCAACGAAGUCUGUGUGCUCUGCACGCGUUCGCUCACUUGGCGAUCUCCGAAGGACAGUCAGAUUCAUGCUCCAACUGGGAGGCAGAGGCACAGUGCAGCUCUCGUUUCGCAACGCCGCAUCCUCAUUUUUGGCGGCUUUGACGGGGCCCAUUGGCUUGCCGACCUGCACGAACUUGACACGAGCAAGCUGAACGAGGCAGCACUGAGCGGCGUGGCUAUCAAGCAGCUCCUGCAGAAUCUCAGGCAGCUCCUGCAGGGAGGAGACUUCAGCGAUGUGACGCUUGUCGUUGGAGGGAAGCGGCUCCCCGCCCACAAAAACAUCUUGGCAGCAAACUGCGCUUUCUUCCGGCAGAUGUUUCUGGGCCAGAUGAAGGAAAGCAUGCAACAAGAAGUCAUCAUCCAAGGGUGGACGCCAGAAGCGUAUUCCGCAAUGCUCGAGUUUCUCUACACAGGCACUCUAAGCGAAACAAGACCAACCGUCCUCAGCGAGGUUCUGGGCUUGGCAGACCACUACACACUCUCUACGCUGAAGCGCUACUGCGAAAGCGUUCUUUGCAUGUCUCUCGAUGCCUCGUCAGUGUGCUGCUUGCUUCGCUGCGCUGAGAGGUAUCAAGCAAAGAAGCUGAAGCAGAGCUGCGUGGAAUUCAUCUUCCGACAUUCUGAUAUUGUCUCCCAGACACCCGAAUUCGAGCAGCUACAGGCCAUUCCAUCCCUCAUGAUGGAAAUAGCCAAGAUGAGUCUCUCCAACCACAGAGCGAGAGCUUCCUUCGGAGCCGUUGCUGCUGCUUCCGAGACAGCACCAGAAAGGGCUCCCGAUGUUCGUAGGCAGUAA